Molecule: messenger RNA, 2082 nt
Organism: Exserohilum turcica Et28A
Lineage: Eukaryota; Fungi; Ascomycota; Dothideomycetes; Pleosporales; Pleosporaceae
Exons: 1
Coding region: 1-2082 (693 amino acids)
Molecular function (GO): protein binding
Source: RefSeq, a predicted model, not a curated record
AUGGCCAAAGAUAAGAAGAAAGCAGCGGGUGGCAAGGCCGCCGCCAAAGCAGCAAAAGCCGCCAAACAAGAAAAAAAGGCGGGCAAAAAGGACAAAAAGCUCGCAUCCAAGAACCAGGAAAUCGAUUCUGAUGCUGAAGAUGUCGAUCUCGAUGCGAUUCUAGCACAGUAUGCAAAAGAGCAAGAACAACACCUUGCCAUCACUGAGAUAGCUGCUGAACCGCCAUCCGCACGAACGUCUAGCACGCUCAUUGCCAACCCGGCCAACGAGAACGAAGUUUUCUUGUUCGGAGGAGAGUACUUCAAUGGAGCCACGGCGAAAUUCUUCAACGACCUCAUGAUCUACAACAUCAAGCAAGAUGGCUGGAAGCAAGUCACCAGUCCCAACUCGCCACUUCCUCGAUCCGGGCAUGCUUGGUGCCGUGCAGCAAAUACCAAAGAAAUUUAUCUGUUUGGCGGAGAGUUCAGCUCUCCCAAGCAGGGAACUUUCUAUCACUACAACGACUUUUGGAAGCUGGAUCCCUCGACGAGAGAAUGGACGCGUAUGGAGGGCAAGAGCAAGACGGCUGCGCCGCCAGCACGAAGUGGACACCGUAUGGUUGGUUACAAGCAGUACAUCAUUCUCUUCGGAGGAUUCCAAGACACUUCUGCCACAACAAAGUACUUGAACGACCUCUGGAUCUACGAUUGCGUCAACUUCUCGUGGCACACACCAAAGCUCCAAGCUGCUCGCGCUAUGCCCGAUGCCCGAUCAAGUUUCACCUUCUUACCACAUGAUCAGGGCGCCGUCAUUUACGGUGGUUACUCGCGAGUGAAAGCGCAGGCAGGUGGAAAGCAGCAGCAACAGCAGGGCAAGGGCAAGAAGAGCAGUGGCGGAGGACCAGCUUCGCGUAUGGUGCUGAAGCCAAAAGUUCACGAUGAUACUUGGUAUCUGCGCAUUACACCUCCACCUGCGGAUCAACUCUCUACGACUCUGCCCACUGUUUCCUGGGAAAAGCGCAAGAAGCCGGCGAAUGCGCCAAACCCGCCGCGUGCAGGAGCCACAAUGGCCCACCACAAGGGUCGUGGCGUCAUGUUUGGCGGAGUGCAUGAUGUGGAGGAGAGCGAGGAGGGCAUUGACUCGGAAUUCUUCAACCAACUCUUCAUCUGGAACAUAGAGCGAAACCGCUUCAUGCCGCUCACCCUGCGACGCCCAAAGCAAAAUGCGAACAAGAGGGCCGCCCAACAAGCCAACACCAGCCGCCGAGACCGCGGCAAAGCCGCCGAAGAAGAACUGCUAGCCAACCUGAAAGCCCUCGAGAUGAAAGCAGGAGUCUCGGCCGACCCCGACUCAGACGACGAAGCCGCAAAAGCCAAGGAAGAGGAAGAAGAAGAGACGCGUCCCGAAAAGCCAAAGAUCUUUGAGUUCCCACAUCCUCGCUUCAACGCCGCCCUCACCGUCCAAGCCGACACCUUAUACAUCUACGGCGGCACCUUUGAAAAAGGUGACCGAGAAUUCACCUUUGACGAGCUGUGGUCCGUCAACCUCAACCAUCUCGACGGCGUAACCGAGAUUUUCAAGCGCGACCUCGAAGACUGGCAGGGCAGCGAAGACGAAGCCGACUCGGACGAGGAAGGCGACGAGGAAGAAGAUUCCGACGAAGAAGGCGGUGGUGACGACGACGAAGACGACGACGACGACAGAAAAUCCGUUUCCACGGCUCCUACCAGCGUCGCAGACUCCCCUUCUACUACUACCACUCUACCAACCCAACCCGAAGAUCUGGGCCCGCAAGAAGAAAUCUCAGCACUCACAGAUACACUGCCGCACCCCCGCCCCUUUGAAUCUCUCCGCGACUUCUACGCCCGCACCGCCGAGCAGUGGCAGAAUCUCGUUCUCGAAGAGCUGGAGAAGAAGGGCGUCAGUGCGGAAAAGAGUCCAAAGGAAGUCAAGAAAAUGGCGUUUGAGCGCGCAGAGGAGAAAUGGUGGGAUUGCAGGGAAGAGAUUCGCGCGCUGGAAGACGAGCAGGAGGCGGCGGGUAUUGGCGAGGUGGUUAGUCUGGCGGAUAAGGAGGCGGCGCCGGGGGUGGGGAGGCGGAGAUAG